Molecule: messenger RNA, 2070 nt
Organism: Aspergillus ochraceoroseus IBT 24754
Lineage: Eukaryota; Fungi; Ascomycota; Eurotiomycetes; Eurotiales; Aspergillaceae
Product: Zn(II)2Cys6 transcription factor
Exons: 3
Coding region: 1-2070 (689 amino acids)
Biological process (GO): regulation of DNA-templated transcription; DNA-templated transcription
Cellular component (GO): nucleus
Molecular function (GO): DNA-binding transcription factor activity, RNA polymerase II-specific; zinc ion binding; DNA binding
Source: RefSeq, a predicted model, not a curated record
AUGUCCAUCCCGCGAACUCGGCAGCGUGUUCCCGUCUCGUGUGAGCCUUGCCGCAUUCGCAAGAUCCGUUGCCCUCGGGAUACCCCGCCUUGUGGUAGCUGCGUCCGUCGCCGAAUUCCAGCAGAGCGAUGCGUAUAUCGCAAUAAUAGUGGUUUGACGAGGACACCAUCGCGGGAGUUGGCACGACGAUCUCCCAAAUCUCCGCGACGACCCUUACAUGACAACUCGCCAAUCGCCAAUACUCCGCAUCAAGGUGCCGCUGCGGCAGAGAGUAAUGCCGACCUUCGAGCGCGGAUCGAGAAUUUAGAGCGAUUGUUAGAUGCGAGGACCCAGUCCCAAGGCAGUGGACCGCCAUGUCCUAGUGUUCCGGACCUCGACACAGAGCCGGCGGUAACAGCGAACCCGACGGGCACUCUCAUCUCGCUAGCUUCGGGACAUGUGCGCUACCUACCGUUUACUUCUAGCUGGCGUAUUGUCCACCGUGCUUCCCACGAAGCCUCAUUCCCUAAUCAGGAUAGUGCUCUAACCGAUACGCCUAAUGGACCGUAUCCCUUUGGCGAGCAUGAGGUCGAGAAUCGACACAAUCUAUUAGCAAGACUUCCCCCGACUGAGCACUGUCAUCAAUUAACUAGUCUCUACCUUGACUCGUUUGGUCCUAUUUUUCCAAUCAUACACCGGCCGACAUUUCAGAAGAAGUAUCACCAGUUCUACGAGAAUUCAGACCAGGUACCUUUGGUAUGGCUGGCUCUGCUUUUCAGCGUCCUGGGGACUGCGGUCCUCGCACUGGACAAGGAUAGCCCUAUUCUCAGCAGCCUUAGCCGCAAGGCCAAUCCGUGGGAUAGAGUGACUGAGAUCUCCGAGAGAUAUUACACGGCUGCAAUGAAAUGCCUUGAAGCAGACCGGUACCUUUGGCGCCAUAAUAUCUCCACGCUGCAGGCGCUGCUAAAUAUCAUUUACGGUAUUCACCAUAGUCAUGGGCAGACAUGGACACUGUUGGGCCUGGCUCAUCACCUUGCGCUCUCCAUUGGGUGUCAUGUCGACCCGGCCACAUUCUCGUUAGAUGCCGUGGAGGUAGAAGAGCGUCGGCGGUCUUGGCUAGGUCUCAUGAUGCUACUUUGCAACCAAAACAUGUCAAUGACCGGAUUUGAUAUGCAUCAGAGAAUGUUAUCCUCUCGCGUCCUUCUCCCUGCAAAAGUGUGGGAUGAGAGCAUCCUACCUGGAAAGCCACCCCCGGUGGCCGAACCCGAAGAAGUUAUGACUCCCAUCUCGUACUUCAUCUCGAAAUCUCGCCUUUUCGAAAUAUCCUCCGAGAUAUGCAACCCCGUAACUGGUGCUUGGCCUGACAAUCCAGCACUUCUUCGCCGCCUGGAUGCCGUUAUCCAAGCGGAGUUAGCUCCUUGGGAACAGAGCUACUUGUCGAAAAUCCACACAGAAUAUUCUCUCGUCCAUACUAACCUCCUGCUGAGCUUUGCACAUCACUUAGUUCUACUCUUGCAUUGUACUACGUUGAAUGAACCAUCCUUUGGCCCGUCCGAGCAUAGCUGGUCCAAGCAACGCUGCAUGGCAAGUGCACAGCGAGUCCUGGAACUUCAUGCCGACUUCUACCACUCGCCCCAGUUCGCGCCUUUCCACUGGUACAUCCGGGGUCGAGGAGCCUUCCAUGCCUUUCACGCUGCGUUCGUUUUAGUCCUGAUAUUUUCAAGCGAGCCCGAAAGCCCACCGCCUGUAAAUGUACUGCGAAUGCUCCACGAAUGUUAUGAUCGGCUAGAGGCUUCGAGGGCCCACAGUCUUCUAUGCACCAGGACAGCGACUAUUCUCCGCCAAAUACUAUCAAGCAGACUGAUAGGACCACAAGGAACCUUUUCGAACGAACCCGCAACUGGCGUUACUCAAGGUGCAACUUUCAAUACUUCAGCCGACCUCAGUAACGGCCAGCAUUUUUCCAUCGCUGCGGAUGUCGAUUUUCCUAGUUUCGCCCGGCAGAUUGAGCCCCUACAGUGGGUUAACCCGAUUAAUAUGGACUGGGACCAAUGGGAUGUGAUUAUGGACUCACUUGGGCUUGCAUCCUAA